CCCCCAGCACUGCUUCGACGCUCACCUCCUCUGACCUCCAGUCUAGCCUGGAUGUUUUACACUCCACUUCUCAGCCUGAGACGAACCCCGGAUAGGGAGGAGUGAGGCACUGGCACUUGGGGGUGAUGCCGGGGUAUAGCAUUGCAGCAGCUGGAGGGGAGAGCUCCUGGCACUCAGAUGCCCCUGAUAUUUUGGAGUGGAAUUUGCCUUAGCCAUCCAGGCUCAGCCUCAGGACCCUCCCCGGCUGAGAGGUUGGAGCCAGCAUGGACGGCUGAGCCCUGGCAUUAGCCAGCUUGGCCCCCCAACCCCGACCUGAGCCCAACCGCCAGACCCCCGGCCAGCUGGACGCUCCUGAAGGUUUAUGGCUUGCUGGAACCAAAGCGUGAGGUAGCUGGGCCCCCUGACGGUGCCAUGGAACGCCUGCUGCUCUACGCCUUGGCCCUCUGCCUGGGCCCCUCCCGCGCCCAGCUGUGCCCUCCCCGCUGCACGUGCCAGAACCUGUCCCCCUCGCUGGCCGUCUUGUGUGCCCGCGCUGGGCUGCUCUUCGUGCCCGGGCUCCUCGACCGGCGCACAGCCGAGCUGCGGCUGACGGACAACUUCAUCGCAGCUGUCCGGCGCCGGGACUUUGCCAACAUGACGCGGCUAGUGCACUUGACCCUCUCCCGCAACGCCAUCCGCCAGCUGGUGCCCUUCGCCUUCGCCGACCUGCGCGGCCUGCGGGCCCUCCACCUGAAUGGCAACCGCCUGCCGGCCAUCGGGGCCCAGCAGCUCCGGGGUCUGCCCAACCUGCGCCACCUCAUCCUGGGCAACAACCAGCUGCAGGUCGUGGCGCCUGGUGCCUUCGACGACUUUGCCGGCACCCUGGAGGAUCUGGACCUGUCCUACAACAACCUGGCCCGGCUGCCCUGGGAGACCAUCCGUCGCCUUAGCAAUGUCAACUCCCUCAGCCUGGACCACAACCUCAUCACCCACGUGCCCCAAGGCGUCUUCGCCGACCUGCACAAGCUGGCUCGGUUGGACAUGACCUCCAACCGGCUGAAGAAGAUCCCCCCAGACCCGCUUUUCCUCCACCUGCCCGUCUACGCCAAGUCAAAGGGCUCGCCCCUCUCCUCCCUGGUGCUCAGCUUCGGGGGUAACCCCUUGCACUGCAACUGCGAGCUGCUGUGGCUCCGGCGCCUGGCGCGCGAGGAUGACUUGGAAACCUGUGCCUCGCCGCCUGAGCUCCUGGGCAAGUACUUCUGGAGCGUCCCUGAGGAGGAGUUUGUCUGCCAGCUGCCCGUCAUCACCCACCACACGGGCCGGCUGGGGGUGACGGAGGGCCAGGCGGCCACCUUGCGCUGCCGUGGAGCGGGCGACCCCGAGCCGGUGGUGCACUGGCUCUCUCCGGAGGGGAAGCUGGUGGCCAACGGCUCCCGGACGCUGGCCUACGAGAAUGGCAGCCUGGAGAUCCUGGUGGCCACUGUCCAGGAUGCCGGCGCCUUCACCUGCGUGGCUUCCAACGCCGCCGGCGAGGCCUCAGCCUCCGUGGAGCUGCAGGUCAGCCCCUUGCCCCAGCUCGCCAACGGCACCCAACCCCCGGUGCCCGGGCCCUCCGAUAUCCUCACCUCGGCCAAGGCGGGCGCCAGUGGGAGCACCACCCCACGUGACGCGGGGGUCCUGGCCUCCGAGCUCUCGGCGUCCUCUGCCCUCAUUCGCUGGGUCCCGCCACGGCCCGGGCCCAGCGUCCGCAUGUACCAGAUCCAGUACAACAGCUCCUCUGACGAGACCCUGGUGUACAGGAUGAUUCCCCCGCCCAGCAGGGCCUUCCUGGUGAAGGACCUGGCGGCGGGGCGGGCCUACGACCUGUGCGUGCUGGCCGUCUACGACGACGGGGUGACGGCACUGACGGCCACCCGGGUGGUGGGCUGCGUCCAGUUCACCACGGAGGGGGAGAUGGCCCAGUGCCACGCCCUGCACACCCAGUUCCUGGGCGGCACCAUGAUCAUCAUCAUCGGCGGGAUCAUCGUCGCCUCCGUCCUGGUCUUCAUCAUCAUUCUCAUGAUCCGCUACAAGGUCCACAGCGGGCACGAGGGGCCCAAGAAAGCCAAGGUCAGCAACGUCUACUCCCAGACCAACGGCGGGCAGCCCCCGGCUUCCCGGGCGCAGGACGGGGCCGACGACAGAGCCAGGGAACCAAACAGGGUGGCUCCGAGCAAGGACUGCGAGAAGGGGCUGGCCACCCGUGGCCAAGAAGCGGGCACGGGGAAGACACCCUCUCCCAGGAGGAGGAAGUGGUCAAGGACUACUCUAGAUCUCCACUGCAAGUGCCCCGCGCCCAGCCGAGCUGAGGAACAAGGUAACAGGGCCCUUGCGGGCAUGGUGAGGAUCUGCCCGGAGGAGGCAGGGUUUCGUGUCACGUGUGGUGCAGGACGCUUCAUGCGUCUUCCCUGGAUGGUCCUUGCAAGCAUCAUAGCUGGAGGAGAACCAUAUCGGAGACUCCAGCAAGAGCCACCAGAAGGUCCCAUCGAGCUCAGCCCCCCCAGACGCUUAACCAUGGGCAUUUCCUAUCGGUCCUUCUCCAGUGUUGGGGCCUCUCUGAGUGCCACUGACCCUUGCGGCCCUGGGCAGGGGCUGAGGGAUGGAAGCUAAGCAAAGGGUUUGGAAAGCAAGGAUUGGAGAGAUCUGUAAAGAGUUAAAAAGGGAGGGGAACAGGCACCUGAAUCCUAUGGGGAUGGAUGGAUGGAGACUGGCUAGACGGAGGGAUAGAUCCCUGCUGUCCAUGGAGAGGUGGGUAGAUGGAAAGGUAGAAGAGGGGCAGAUAGAUGCAUACUGCCGGUGGCUGCGUGGGUGGAUGGAUAGAAAGAUAAUGCGGAUGGACGGAUAGUUUGGGCGGAAGGACAAAUGGGUAGACAUAAUGCAGAUGGGUGGAUGGGUAACAUGGACAGAUGGCUGGAUAGUGUGUGGCGGGGGGAGGGCGGGUAAUGCAGGUGGGUAGAUGGAUGGGUAAUGCAGGCGGGUGGGUGGA
This is a messenger RNA of Chelonoidis abingdonii (Abingdon island giant tortoise), 3004 nucleotides long. Lineage: Eukaryota; Metazoa; Chordata; Testudines; Testudinidae. The record is from RefSeq and is a predicted model, not a curated record.